This is a messenger RNA of Westerdykella ornata, 1173 nucleotides long. RefSeq lists its product as uncharacterized. Lineage: Eukaryota; Fungi; Ascomycota; Dothideomycetes; Pleosporales; Sporormiaceae. Bases 1 to 1173 code for a protein of 390 amino acids. The transcript is spliced from 2 exons. The record is from RefSeq and is a predicted model, not a curated record.
AUGGGCGUCACCACUGUAAUGGAAAUAUAUGGGGUAAGUAGGGAAUAUGGCUCCCCUCUAAGAGUUGUCGACUUUGUGUUAAAUUCAUCAUCGCUUCUAUACAACCUCCGAACUUCCUCUCAAUCUCUCGAGACCUCUUCCUCCAAAUUCCACUUCAACAAUACCUCUACCCUGGAUACCUAUCCACUUCCAUUAUACUUGCCUCCUACAGCACCAACCAAUUCACCGGAAAUCAUGACCCUCCACAACAGUAAAAUCCGCCACCUCUUCCCAACUCUCCCUCCCGAGAUCCGCAACGAGAUUUACGCCUACGCCUCCUCAUCAUCCCAGAACCCCGCCACAAUCAACGGCCUCCCAUUCGCCACUAAGACCUACAACUACAGCCAGACAAGCGUCGUCAUCUGUCCGAUUCACACAGGAAACCCGUCCCUGCUCGCGCUCCAAAGAUACGGAUUCCUAGAAGCAAAAGAGUACUACAGCUGGCUAAUGGUUCACGCCAUCCAAAUCCGAAUCUCUGUCGUCUUCAAAGGGCAUGUGGGGUGGUUCUCCCAGAAACACUGGGAAGAGAAGAUGACGGCUUCCCUGCAGAAGCUGGUGAAGAAGUACCCCUGGAUAGGCACAGCUGCGCAGCGGGACGUCAGAGUACUCUGGGACGCAAAAAUGGAAUCUAUGGCGGCCAAGCCGGGGAGAGCAGCGGAGAUUGUGAACGCGAUGGUGAAGACGCUGGUUGGAUUUCAGGAUCCUAGGGUGAGGGCUAGGGAUGGGGUUGUGAGCGUGCGGUUCCACAUUCCGCAUUCGUUUGCUGCUGCGAAGGUGCUGCAUGGGUGGCAGUUCGGGCUGGAGACGUUUCUGGGAGCGAGAGCAGCACCAGAGGCAAGAGUGGAGCGGCGGGAGGUAACGUUAGGGGACGUAGUUAAGAGAGGACCGGCUAAGGUCACGGAGCGAUUCUUAGCGGUGCCAGGACGUGUUGAAGAGAAGGAAGUGAUUGUGGUGCAGAAUGGGAGGGUGGAGUGGACGUCAGGAACGGAAGGACUUCUGGUCAUGAGGAGAAUUGUCCAGGAGGGAAGGUCUUGGCAAGAAAUGGUGGCUGUUGACGAGAAGGGGCCUGACUGUUGGCGAUUAUGUCCGUUGCGAGCAGAGUGUGGUGACGCUGAGGGCACCAGAGGAGUCUAG